AUGCUGGAAGUUCAGCUGCUCAGAUUCAUCUCCUUCUUUGACGAAGCUGAGAACUGCUUCCAGCCGAACGCGAAUACUUUCUUUACACAACAAGAUUUGAUUGAUACACUUGUGGUUGAAAUUGAGGAAAAUGACGAUAUGGAUGAGCUCCGUGAGCUUAUAAGUGCUCUCUUUGUGAUAGCACAUUCACUGGCAGCCCUACAGCUUGAUGACCGUUUCCUAGCCGUGCUUAGCGCUAUGUUCAUCUUUGACCCAAACAACGUGCUGGAGUCUUCGCAGAUGCCAUUGAUUUCGGCCGCAUAUGCUCGACUUGACGACAUGCUGCAUGUGCUAAACGACGAGGCCAGCGAUGGCACGAGUACGACACGAGCAUUUGCGCGACUUAUGACGACUGUGACGGCUUUUCGGCGCAUAUGCCGCCGUCUAACUCAACAUUUCAGCCCUCAAAAUUUGACGCUUUUUGAAAAGUUGCUCGCGAUUUAA
Strongylus vulgaris is the source of this 483-nucleotide messenger RNA. NCBI's taxonomy places the organism in Eukaryota, Metazoa, Nematoda, Chromadorea, Rhabditida, Strongylidae. The record is from the annotation of a GenBank genome assembly.